Molecule: messenger RNA, 1305 nt
Organism: Tetranychus urticae (two-spotted spider mite)
Lineage: Eukaryota; Metazoa; Arthropoda; Arachnida; Trombidiformes; Tetranychidae
Molecular function (GO): UDP-glycosyltransferase activity
Source: RefSeq, marked provisional
AUGGUGACUGAAAAUGAUAAACGCCUCAAAAUAUUGUUCACUGCUUUGUUUGGUCCUGGUCAUUUGAAUGCAUGUCUUGGCAUCGGUUUGUUGCUUCAGAAACGAGGUCAUCAAGUUUAUGUUGCUCAUUUUCCUAGACAUCGUCCAACUGUCGAAAAACAUGGAUUCAAGUUUUUUUCCCUGUUGGACUAUGCUGAACCCGAAUUUCCAAUCAUGGAUAUGUUAGACGGCUUUGAAGCUCAAGCGACAUUGGCAUUUGAAAAUGCGCGAAAAUUAACAGUAUUAGAGCAAAUAAGAGAGAAAGCUAAGGAAAAUGAUUUAGUUAAUUUUAUUCGAGCCUCAAGAGGUGAAAAUUAUGUUAUGAUGAAGAUUGUUAAAGAGAUUAAUCCCGAUAUCUGUUUGGCUGAUUACCUCUUCAAUAUGCCUUGGAUGUUUCUUGUCGAUUGUCCAGUUAUCCCUGUCAAGUCUGUCAAUCCACUUGAACUGUAUAAUGGUCCUCCUCCUCUCACAGGAUGUUCAGUUCACGAUUCACCGACGGUUUGGGAAGAGUUUAGGCAAGUGACCCGAAAAGCUGACUUAGAAAUAGAAAGUGAACUUCAAAAGCUGUUUGCUGAUUUUAACGUUGAAUUUGAAUCGUACAACUGUGCACAACAAUUGGGAAUCUACAUUUAUCCUGGUCCAUUAGAUUACCAUGAAUUGAGUCCACCAAAAGAAAACUGGGUUCGUCUUGAUUCAUCUAUUCGCUCACCAGAAACAAUGAACUUUGAAUUACCAGAUAAACUUAAAGAUAAACCAGGAAAGCUUAUCUAUAUCUCAAUGGGAACAUUGGCUUCAGCUGUAACUCAAUUACUAACCAUGAUUUUAAAUCCAUUGGUCAACUCACCUCAUCGUUUCAUCGUUUCAACUGGUGUUAAUGGUGACUCAAUCAAGCUACAUGAUAACAUGUGGGGAGACAAAUUUAUCAAUCAGAUUGCUCUUUUACCCAAAAUUGAUUUAUUCAUAACUCAUGGAGGAAGCAAUUCGUUAAUUGAAGGCUUAACUGUUGGUAAACCAUUGAUAGUCAUUCCUCAAUUUGGUGAUCAACUUGAUAAUGCUCAACGAAUAGUUGAUCUUGGCUUAGGUGUCAGGAUAAACUUGCAUGAAUUCAGUGGUGAGAAAUUACUAAAAGCCAUUGAAGAUGUGCUCAAUAAUAAAGAGAUUCAUUCAAAUGUUGCUCGAGUAAGUGAAGAGCUGAAAAAAUCUGAUUCGAGAGAUAAAGUUAUCUCGCUAAUUGAGCAACUUGCUCGAAACAAAACAUUGUGUUAA